Didymosphaeria variabile is the source of this 2370-nucleotide messenger RNA. It is a transcript of the gene MNR2, whose product is annotated as CorA metal ion transporter. Lineage: Eukaryota; Fungi; Ascomycota; Dothideomycetes; Pleosporales; Didymosphaeriaceae. Gene Ontology annotation, cellular component: plasma membrane. Bases 1 to 2370 code for a protein of 789 amino acids. The record is from RefSeq and is a predicted model, not a curated record. Gene Ontology annotation, biological process: magnesium ion transmembrane transport; intracellular magnesium ion homeostasis. The transcript is spliced from 2 exons. Gene Ontology annotation, molecular function: magnesium ion transmembrane transporter activity.
AUGUCUGUUAUUCAUUCGUUCUCCAGCACCGCUGCGCUGCGUCGUUCGUCCGCCAUUGAGCAGCCUCACUUUAUCAUGGCUUCCAAUGCCGCAAAUCAAGGGCAGACGUCCCAAGGCUCUGCUCCGCGCCCCGAAUUGGCACCCUCCAACGGCAACGCGCAACAGAACGAGCCUGGUGCAGCUGCGGCUCCCGCAAAGAAACGCAAGCAUCGCGGAGGCAAGAAGCGGCGCAAUCGCCGCCAAUCGUUCGCUAACACGCUCGAAUCGGGCGACAUGACCGACGAUGCGCGCCCGAGCCUCGCAGACGUCGCCGGGCAUUCGUCGCGCGGUAGUUCCAGCUUCUACCGCCUCCGUCCGAACCAGAAUCGCAGCAAUGACAGCCUGGAGAGCGAUGUCUUGCUCGACCACCGCGAGCAGCCAGCUUCGAUUUCGACGCGCCGCCCGAGCGUGCAGAUGUCGCAGCUGCUCUCGCCGCCCCAGCGCCGCUCCACCCAGCCGAAUCCCAAUCGCUCCGGCCUCGCGCACCAGCAGUAUGCCUCGGAUAGCGACCCCGACGACAACGACGCUGAUGACCGCACGCCUCUUAUGAGCCAAUCUGCGCGGGAUCUGAGGUCAAGCGGAUAUGGAGGAGCCGGGACCGCUCUUCGACACCGGAGAGAGAGCAGGUCCUCAGGACACUCGAACAGCAGAAUUGGUGCGCAAUUUGCGCUGCAGCAUCACUCGCAGACGAAUCUUGCAGACUAUGAUGUGAACAAUCCGCCAUCCGUGCCUGCGAGCCCGGUCCUGGGACCCGAACUCAACAGCUAUGGCGAUGUGAUGCUGCCAACAGAUAUGACGCGCAGUCAGGAGAGGUCAGGGAGCAGGGGAAGCAGGGGCAGGUCUCGGGACGUCUUGAUUGACAUCGAUGAAGAAUCUACACCACAACAAAAUUGGGAAUCCGAGCCACCGUCCCCCCCUGAGCCCAAGGAAUUGAGCCGUCGCAUGACGCUCUCGGCCGCUGAGGAUGUCUGCUUCCCGCUGGAGGACAUGUCCGAGAUUGGCCAGGAGGACUACAUGCGCCACCGAGAAGAAGGAGGUGACACGCGUCAACGCCGCCGACGCCGUCGAUGGCCAGACUUGAGCGUCCUCGAAGAUUGGUCGCACGAGGAGAAGGAACAGCGUACUAUUGAGGGUAUGCGUGCCCGCAAGGUCGCCGAACCCUUGAUGGUAGAUGGACGCCUGCGCCCGCAGAAACGUACAUGGCAUAAAGACACAGAAGAUGCGCCAUACCGCUUCACUUACUUCAACGAGGAAUUCGAGAACACGAUUCACAGUCAGAGUAUUGGCGAGCUCUGUCAACCAGGACAGACUUUUCGACAGCUAUUCAUCCCGGAUCCACCUAUUCUGGAAGAUAGCACCGACGACGAGACCGAUGACGAUGAGGGCAUGACGACUAUGACACGAGAAAGCACCGUGGACAGACAGGCUAGCAUGAACGGGAUCAAUCGUGCUGCUGCGCGGACUCCAACUACAUUGGCCCCAAAGCAGACAUCUUCGGGAGAGCAGACACGGUCUAGUACACCUGGGCGUUCUACCACCCCGAAGCCGCCUCGAGAGGAGAAGCCGCCGCGGUACGGUCCGCGUCCUGCUUUCUGGCUCGAUGUACUCUCACCCACCGAUGCGGAAAUGAAGGUCAUUUCCAAAGCCUUCGGCAUCCACCCUUUGACUGCCGAAGAUAUCUUGAUGCAGGAACAGCGCGAAAAGGUCGAGCUGUUCAAGCAUUAUUACUUCAUCAACUACCGCACUUUUGAGCAGGAUGAGAAUAGCGAAGACUACCUAGAACCCGUCAACCUAUAUGUUGUCGUCUUUAAAGAGGGCGUUAUCAGCUUCCAUUUCUCGAUGACCCCUCAUCCAGCUAAUGUCCGACGCCGCAUCCGCCAGCUUAAGGACUACCUCAUCCUCAGCCCAGAUUGGAUCUCAUAUGCUCUCAUCGACGAUGUCACCGACGCUUACGCUCCGCUUAUUGAGCGGAUCGAAGAAGAGGUCGACGAUAUCGACGAAGCCAUUCUCCGCUCCUACUCGCAAGAAGACGCGAAGACCGCCAACAGCAAGAAAGACCCUUUCAACAUCCUCAACGACAAGGACUCCGACGAUGGCGAAGAAAACGGCGGCGGCGGCCGAGACAUGCUCCGCCGCGUCGGCACCGCACGAAAACGCGUCAUGACGCUGUAUCGCCUGUUAAGUACCAAGGCAGAUGUCAUCAAGGGCUUCGCGAAAAGAUGCACGGAGCAGUGGGACGUUGCGCCAAGGGGCGAGGUCGGGCUCUACCUGGGUGAUAUCCAAGACCAUAUUGUCACCAUGACGGCUAACCUGACGCAUUACGAGAAGUAA